AUGCUUUCCCCAAGAUCCACAGCCACCACCCUCGCAGUGGCCAUCCUCUCGCUCCCCGCCGCCAGAGCCCAGUCCCUAUCCAUAUCGCCCAACGCAAAGGCCCCCAAGGAUGCCUCCGACUACCUCAACCCUUCGUUUGCCGGCUUUGGCAUCGAGCCCUCCAACCUGUUUUCCUUCACUGGCGCCGACCAGACUAACCAGUUUUCCGUCAAACUCCUCCAGAACCUCGCAGACUAUUCCGGCGCCCCUCCUCACAUCCGCCUCGGAGGAAACACGCAGGAUUACAUGCUUUUCGAGGCAGACAACCAAGGCUUCGCAUGGAUCGCCAACAAGAAGUCAACUGCACAGGGCACCAAGGCUGCCGACUCGAUGAUUAUUGGUCCCAACUAUUUCACUGCCCUGGACCGCUUCCCCAAGGAUACCCCCGUCACCUUCGGCCUCAACAUGGCUUACAUGGAAAGCGACUGGGAGACCCGCAUCGCCGCCAUGGCACAGGCCGCUGUUGACGGGAUGAAAAAUGUCAAGUUGUACUCGUUCGAGGUUGGCAACGAGCCCGACCUGUGGCUGCAAAACCUGUUCCGCUCUGGCGCAUGGACCGGAGACACAUACACGACCCAAUGGCUCGACCGCUGUGAAGUUGUCUACGAGCAAGUGCUCAAGAAUGCUAGCCUCCCUUCGUCCUUUUUCGAAGCUCCUGCAACUGCCUCUACCAUCGGCACCACCUUUGAGAUUGCCCAGCUGGUCGACGAUGGCAUCAUGGAAGGCAGGAACGGCAACAACUUCCUCGCUACCUGGAACCAGCACGACUACUACUAUUUUAUUGGCGUUACACCCACUCCUCUUACUCUGGAUGAAUUAAUGGAUCUCGACACCACUAACGUCCAGUUCAAGUACUGGGAGAAGCAAGUUGGCAUCGCCUUGAAAACCGGCCUCCCCUAUGUCCUACGUGAGAUGAGCUCCGUAGGCCCUAUUGGUAUGCCCUUUGUCAGCGAUGUUUUUGGCGCUGCCCUCUGGACCAUGAACUUUUUCCUCUACGCCGCUUCCAUCGGCAUCUCUUCUGUACAAAUGCACAUGACCGACAACUCAAACGCCAGUGCUUGGCAACCUAUUCCCAUGUAUGGCCACGACACUAGCUUCGUCCGUCCUCAAUACUACGCUCACGCUGCCAUUGCCCAAAUCAUUGGUAACGGCAACGGAACUACCCAGAUCAAUGCCGAAAGCACAAGCGAUGUUGGUGCUGGCUACGACGGUCGCAUCCGCGUUUAUAGCGCCUACGCAAAUGACAAGCUGCAGUCUGUCACCAUGAUCAAUGCCAAGCAAGUCAAUGCUUCUACUUCAACCAAGGGCAGCUUUACAUUCAACCUCAACCUUGGCUCUGACAAUGCAAACAAGGACGUCUUUAUCUCGUAUCUGACCGCCCCUGGCGCCGAUUCUCAAACUAACGUUACUUGGAAUGGCAUGCAGUACGAUGACAUUACCGGCGAAUCUUCUGUUGUUGACAGUACCGUUGUCGUCACCACCGCCGAUGGCUCCGGCAAGAUUACUGUCCCUGUCCGGGAUAGUGAGGCUGUCGUUGCCAACAUUGGCAAUCAGCUGGGUGUCAAUGCUGUAAUCAAGCCAGACGGCACACAGUCCAAGAAGAGUAGUGCUGCUUCGAGGUCUGUCAGCAGCGCUGGUUUCGCUGCUACUACCGGCAUGCUGGUUGUGUUGGUCGGUUUGGCGCUGGCAUAAUGAGUGGUGUGGGCUAAUUGCUCCAAUCGUGUACGACUUUUCCCUUGACUAUCCGUCUCUCCUUUUUUUCCUCUCCAUCUCUCUCUAUCCAUUUCCUUAUCUCUCUCUCUCUCUCUCUCUCUCUCUCUCUCUCUCUCUCAUCACAAGACUUGCAUCAUGGACCUUGCAUAUGCAUUAUGACUGGCGUUUUCUUUGGGUUUUGGUUUCGGGGUUUCCGGGGAUAUUUCUAUUGGCGCUAUUGUUGUUCAGACAAAAAGACAACUUGGAUUAAUGGGUUAUCAAUCGGAAAGGGCGUGUAGUAAUAAGGCGCGUAGAGUUGUGUACGUACAUAGAUAUAGAGUACGUUGACAUGUUGCGUGUGAGACGUGUCAGGUGUACGCACUCAUAUGGCAGAUGUGUAACAGUGUCAACCGAAUGUGCACUUGUACAUGUCAUUUUUUUGUCUCUUGGAGAUGAUUACAAUAUAUCCAUUUAAAGUUGA
Messenger RNA from Bipolaris maydis ATCC 48331, 2212 nucleotides. Its product is annotated as glycoside hydrolase. The record is from RefSeq and is a predicted model, not a curated record. NCBI's taxonomy places the organism in Eukaryota, Fungi, Ascomycota, Dothideomycetes, Pleosporales, Pleosporaceae.